Molecule: messenger RNA, 735 nt
Organism: Amphimedon queenslandica
Lineage: Eukaryota; Metazoa; Porifera; Demospongiae; Haplosclerida; Niphatidae
Exons: 2
Coding region: 1-735 (244 amino acids)
Cellular component (GO): nucleus
Molecular function (GO): DNA binding
Source: RefSeq, a predicted model, not a curated record
AUGGAUGAGAUACUCAAGAAAAAGAAUCGCCAGCUCAUUGACAAAGGGAGGUCGUCGGUACUGCUACUCAUGGAUAAUGCCAUAUGCCAUCCAGAUAGUUUUGCUGAAAGGUAUAGCAAUAUUAAGAUUGUGUUUUUACCCCAUAAUACCACAAGCGUUUUGCAGCCACUUGAUUUGAGCAUCAUUCAGGCAUUUAAAAUCAAGUACCACAGAUUCCCAUUGUCUAAUGCUUUAGCUGUGGUUGAUGAGUGUGAUACUGCUCAUGAUGUGAUCAAGUCUGUAAAUGUGCUUACUGCAAUUCAAUGGGUUGCAAAGGCAUGGAGGGAAGUUAUGGCUAAAACAAUCAAAAAGUGCUUUUGCAAGGCUAGAAUUCUAUCUGGUGACUUCUUCAGUGUUACAGUAGUACCUCUUUCUGAUGGUUCGGAUCCAUUUGCUGAUUUAGAUGAAGAUGUUUCACAUUUGAAUAUUCUUGUUGGCCAAGUUAUCAGAGCUGUGCACGGCAGCACUGAUCCUAAAUUUUCUAGCCUGGAGGACCAGCUUGUGCUUAAUCCUAAAGUCAUGAGUAAAGUAUGGGAGAACUUUGGCUUUGCCGCUGAUGAAAACAGCACUGUGCUGGAUAAGAAGAUUAUUUGCUGUCUGAGUUGUAAGUUGAUUGGUUAUUUGGGGAACACAAUGAACCUGACUUACCACAUACGAGUUCACUUUAGGAACAGCAAGCGGAAGAAAAAGAAGUAG